Molecule: messenger RNA, 5192 nt
Organism: Dermacentor andersoni
Lineage: Eukaryota; Metazoa; Arthropoda; Arachnida; Ixodida; Ixodidae
Source: RefSeq, a predicted model, not a curated record
GGAGAAAGAGGAUGCGGCGAGUCACGUGACGGCGCGCCCGUGGCGCCGCCUGGCGUGUUAUUUAACGUAAAGUGAGGGCACCUAGGUAAACUGUCCGCACAAUCACACUCGUGUCCGGCAAGCGAGCAAGUGAGGACCCCCACAGCCGAACGGACGACGUCUGCACAAGAGACACACGCGCACCGGCUGCAGACAAGCCUUGCCGCCGGCCUAGCGCGCAUUUUGUUUUUGUUUUGUUUGAUUCUCUCUCUCUCGUGACGCGACGACCCUGGAUUUGUGACCGUCGGUCUCCCUCCGCCGUACUCCUCUCCCAAACCGCCACCACAGUCGAUGUCUCCGCAGAGGCAACGUCACUUCUCAGCGAGCUACUCGAAUAACAGGUGCAUCACGAUGACGAGAGCCGCUGUGCUCCUGUGCAUGCUGGGUGCGUCGCUGGCGGCGUCCCCCUCAUCUUCCUCGUCGCAGUCAUCGUCGACGGGUUCGUCGCCGCCAUCUUCGCAGUCCACUUCCGUCGUAUCUUCGUCCAGUUCGACGUCGACCAAGAGGGACGACUUCAGCGCCGCCGCGUCGUCCAGCCACCCGGUGUACUCGCCCUCGGUCGGCUCCCCGUCGUCUGCGUACGGAGCCUCUUCGCCGUACGGAACGUCCGGUUCCGGUUACUCCGGAGCGGGAGCCGGGGGCUACGGCUCGGCGGGCGGCUCGGCGGGCGCUUACGAGGCGGCCGCGUCGAGCAACACGUACCACAGCCAGGCGAGCCCCAACAGCAACCUGUACUACUACUACUAUCCGGUGUCUAAGAACAGCGGCCAGCAGGCCUCUAGCGCCUCGGACGCCGAAUACCAGGCGAGCGCAGCGCAGAACUACGCGGGCGUGUCGGCGCCCGGCAGCGGCUCGUCGGGCUCCCCGUCCUCGUCGGGCGGCUACGACCAAGCGGCCAGCGCCUCCUCGUCCUCGGGCUACGGCGCCUCGGCCGACGGGGGCCCGUCCUCGUCGGGCUACGAGCACGACUCGAGCGCCGCGGCGGCCGCCUACAACGCGGCCGCGGCCGCCAGCUACCAGCAGCAGCUGCAGGCGUACGCCGCCCAGGGUGGCGGACACUACGGACCCAGCGCGGCGCAGUACGCCCACCUGAGCCAGCUGGCGCAGCAGUACGGACCCCAGCUGGCAGCCGCCCAGCAGUAUGCCCAGUACGCCCAGCCCGGCACGGGCCACUACGGAGGAGGAGGAGGCGGCGGAGGGUCCUAUCCAUCACCUUCCUUCCAGGGAAGCUACGACACGUCCAAGAGGUACUACGGCCUGGGCUCGGUGAUCAUGCCGCUGCUGGCGCUGGCGGGUCUGGGCCUGCUCAUCCCCACGGUGACCAGCCUGAGCGGCAAGAAGAAGCGGUCCAUCGACGACGCGAACCGGGCGCACCUGGGCGACUACGCCGAGCGGCUGGAGCGGUACUUCAAGAUCUACCGGGCCGCCGUCGAGAGCGAGGAGUGCAUGAACCGCAUCAUCUGCGAGCUGGGAGACGCCGUCAGCAACGUGCGCGGAAAGUCGGCGCUGCUCACGGUAAUGGAGAAGUUCGCACCCGGCUGGAUGAACAACAAAGUGGGCGUGUUCAAGUCCGCAGCUCUGACCGUCGACACCACCAAGUGCUCCCGCUACAAGUGCUGAACGCCGCAGCGUGGCGGCGCCCCUGGGUCCACCAUAAGCACCACGCAGCCCACCCAUCCACGACGACGAUGACGACGAAUACAGACAAAGCACCGCCAUCCUCCGAGCGUUAAGAACUAAGAAAAAGAAAAGAAACAGAAAAAAGCAGUUAACCGCUUCCGAAACGUGGUCGUUUCGAAGGCGUGUCGCGGCUUACGACCCACCUUCUCGCUCAUAUCCCGACUCUGCUCUUCACUGCCCUCGCAUUGCCGUCCAUAUAAUAGAGUAACACUUUUUUUUAAUCGAAUCUUGUCACUUCUCCAAGAGGUCGGGUGGAGAACGCACGUGAUUCGAACGUUUGGGAUAGUUACGUUUCGAGAUCAAAAGUUCGCUUACGUGGUAGACUGACGACGGCAAAGUGACGAUGAAUGAACGCGUCGCAUUUCCCUCCUUGUCCAGAAAGCGACGAACAGCUCCCGAAGGAUAGGAGUUGGCCACGUGACACGCGGGACUGCGACAGAGUCUCGUUUCUGCGGUUGUCUCUUGGGUCCGGUAGAUUUUCAAUGCCCAGGUCAGGUCACAAGCAAUCGCGCGGCAAAAGGACUUCUGGAGGUAUGCUAACCGUUCACGUAUCCAUGUAGAGAAGAAAAAGAGCUUUUCUGAACGAGAACCAGUCUCACAUUGCCAGAGCUACAUUAUACGAAUAAGACAAGUAUACUGCAAGGGCGCACCACCAGGAAAUAAAGACAAAGAAAAAAAAGUAGGAAAACUGUUGAAAGACGUAAUUGAACGACUUAAUUCCCGUGGCGACCAUUAAUUGAGAUGCAGUGCGCCGGAUCAGUUUCGUCAUAAGCUGCUUUCAGUUUAUGCACGCGGAAAAACGUCAGCGGCUUUCUUGAACGUCCUGCAGGAGUGUCUGGAAAGAUUUCUUCAAGAAACGGGGAUUUUAGAAGUGCUUAACCUAACUUCGCGAGGUUCCCUAAGAUAUCGCUGAUGUUUAUCAUUUCGCUGAACACGGGAUCCGAUCUAUCAAGUCCAAAAGCAAAUGGCGAAAAAGACAAAUAAUCCUCCCAAGCGCAAACUGGGAAGAGUGUAAGUAGGCGGUUACAGUAUAUUUUUUUAAUUUGCACUAGUUUUCAAAGCAAUAAAAAAAAAGCUGCACUUGCAGUUGUGGUAGCGAUGAUCAAACGCAGCCGCUAACCCCCCCCCCCCCCCUCCAGUCGCGGAAAAGGACAUCGCCGUUGGAAGUUUGGCAAGGACAGUGAACGCAACCGAACGAUUCUUUAUCAUGAGAUUUAAUGUUCUUCGUGUAUUUUUCUGGCUAAUAGUCCCCUAAAAGUGUCAAUUACAGCUUUAUAACGAGUCCCUGCGCAGUGCCUCGAAAUAUUUGUUACAGUCCUUGUUUUCUUCAUUUCCUGAAAUCUAAACAAGAUUCUAGUAGAUUGUAUGUCAGGCAUAUCUAUCGCUUCCGGCUUUUUUCACAUCCAUUUGUCUUGUCACUUAUUUAUGCUCUUUUCAAAUCGUGUGGCGAAGGCGAGUGUAGCUUACACGAGCGCCAUCUGCAUUUGAAGCUAAAAAAAAAAAACAUAGUGCAGCGCUCGUUCGCCUACGACUCCAAAAUAAGCACGUGUCGUCUGGAACUUACCUGCAUACCAUGUAAAUGGAUGUCCACUGUCGGCAGUUCCAAAAAUCCGCGUUACGAACUCCUGCUCGAGCGAGCAACGCCAACAGUGGCGCAACCUUUGAAUAAGUCUUGUGCGGAACUCCAUGCAGUAUGGUGCCGUCAGCGAAUGGAGCAGACGACAUUCACUUUACACCUGUUUUCUUUCCCUCUCAAAGCUGAAAUUAUCGUCUGCUUCAUUGAGCAGUCAAGAACGUGAUCUUAUGGACAGCACACGCAUCAUGUUCCGUCUUCGAGAGCAUUUCGGUCAACAGUUUUUUUUUUUUUUUACGUCACAGCAGUCGUCAUCUAGUUAUAUAUGCUAGAGUGCGGGCGUUAUCAUCGGAUGCGCCAUCAGCUGCAACGCAGCAAUCGCUCUCGAAUGCAAACAUCAGACGAACGCCAUCACCACUCAUCUUCAAUAUAUAUAUAUAUAUAAAAAAAGCAAGUCCACCGUUUUCUCCUUCCCACCAUCGUCAGUUCUUAGCAUUUCGGUUAGUCCUAUUUUAUGUUCCGGUUAUUAUUAUUAUAAUUUACUAUUGAGUAACUUUGCGGCAUUCAAUGCACAUCUCGAUUAACUCUUCAGCGUGGCCCGCGGUUUGUAAGCGUGUUUCUUGUGUGUGAAGUUGUGUUGUAUUUUUUUGGAAUGUUUAAACAAUUGCAAGAGUGCUUCGUUCCAUUGCUUCGAUGGUUCUUUUAAUCACAUUUUUUUUUUUAAUUUUCUGUUUGUGGAUAGCGGCGAGCUUGCCCGAUCUCGCCUUAGAGGAUUCCCGAGGGAUUUUCUUCGAAAACCCACCUGUGAAUGCCACCCGGUGAUAAUAAAUCUGUGCUUGAGAGCCGUAAUUGCAAUAAUUCGGACACUAGCUUUAUUAUUCUUAUUCUUAACAGCGCUUGUGGAGGACAUCCCAAUGACAAUGCCGAGCUGUCCGAGUUAGGCACGAAGUGACACUACGACUACAAACUAAGACUCAAGAAAUUCUCAUUUUAAUUUUUUAUGACUGACUCAGGGAGUAUCAUUUAACGCAUUUCCUCUAAGACUAUUAUCUAAAAACUCACUCGUCCUUUAUGCGUUCAUUCAACAUUAUUAAACUAACCCCUACUGCGCUUCGCACUGUACAUAAUGAGACUUUUGCACAAACACUAAACAGCACUCGAUUUGUGCAAGCGUCAACUGAAUUGUUUCAAACAAACUGAUUAAAACAGUGUAUCGAACACAUACAAAAACAGUUAUGCAAUUUUCUAGCAAUAGUCUUCGCCUCAAUAAUGAAAUUUCGAUGUUGCGUAGAAAGUCAAAGAAUUUCGGCUUGAGCUUUAGUCAAAUGUCUUCGUUUCUGCUAGUCGUCCGUGGUGAUGCCGAGCAGACGAUGCACGGUUCGAGUUUGCACAUUUCUGCUUCUGUAUGCCGUAUGCUGCUGGACAAUUUACAUGCACAUGAUAAACAAGGUACGCUUUCGAACAUUUCACGUCACUUCGUGCCUAAAGAUAUCUUACAUUCAAUCAGCACGUUCUGCCACUUCUUGCGCGAUCAAUAUUUUCGUUCUCUCGUUUUUUUUUCUCUCUCUCUCUUCUGGGCAAUGACAACCUUGGUCUUAUCCUAUGCGUCGGUUGCCUGUCAAUUUGCUCCUGCUAACAAUACAGCGAAAGGAAAACGUUAUUGCGACCACCGUGCCAAGUACUUAUACGACACAGGCGGGCCGAGGUUGGACAUUCAAAAAUUUUUUUUGUUUCAAAUCCUCACGGGCAUUUUGCAAAAGGCUGUAGCUCAUUUGUGUAGGGUGUGUAGUAUUUAUUUUUUCACGCAGUACACCGUCGCCUCUUCUGCGACGAGGCCCGAAACGCCUGUCUGAUCUUGUAUUCCUUGUACACAUUUUUUGGAUAAAACAUCUGAAUGCCA